CCAUAGUAAAUCAUGACAUGUCCCAUGGCAGACGCCGUAGAGGAUGCAAUGAGGGAUGCGGCAGAACGGCGACACCUGGCGGCGGAGCUGCGCAACAACACCGCCCCCUGCAACACGAGGGGAGGAGGAGAGGAGGAGAGGGCAGGGAAUACACUGGUCCCAAAAUGUACAGCUCCACAGAAAAAAGAACUACUUUUUUUCCACAUAACACCUUCAACAGAGCGAGAACAGGUGAAAGAGGACCGAGAAGAGGAAAGGAGAGAGAGGAGAGAGGAUGGGAAAGAGGAGAGAGAGAGGAGAGGAGGGCUAUCUGUCAGCUGCAGGUGUCCCUACAAACACUCCAGGUGAUCAUGUCAGUGUCCAGAAGUCUCAUUUCAUUUGUCCCACCUGGUUCUGGGAUGACAACAAAAAUCAUCCACUUCAUGGUUAACGGGAGGCUGGAGCAGGCAGAGUUCGGAGCCGACUGCUCUGCUGCUGAUGUCAAAGAUCUGUUUCGGGCGGCGGCAGAGGCAGGCCCUAACCACAUCCUGAAGAUGUACAACAGAAACGGCAGCGUGGUGAACAUUUCCCCCCGGCUGGAGGCCAACAGCGAGGACUCGUACUACCGGCUGGAGGUGGUGGCGUCAGAUCUUCAGAGUGUGGCCCUGCCGACAGAGCUGGACAGCAUGGAGUACAGGCUGCAUCAUCUGGAGACCAAAGUAAUCGAAGACGUGGGAAAGACUCCGGACAUCAUCUGUGAGCUGAAGAGCCAAGUGGAGUCUUUUAAGAGGAAGCUGGAGAGCGUGGAGCACCUGAGCUGGAUGGGUCUGUUCAGGGACGACGGCGACCAGCAGCUCUCCAAGUUCUCCCCGAAACCCAAAACGCCUCAGCUGAGCGUGCAGGAGGAGCGCCAACAAGUACGCAGGAAGUUCCUCAACAUGAGCUCGCUGCAGGUGACAGAAGAAGUGAGAGAGCAUCUCAAAACUCCCAUUUUUGACAACUGGCAGUGGGAGGAGGCGGAGAUGCUGGUGCUCCUCCAGGUGAUGUACACCGACCUGGACUUCCUGACGGCGUUCCACAUCGAGCUGGAAGUCCUGCAGAAUUUUCUGUUUGAGGUGUACUGCCACUACAACAACAUCCCCUUCCACAACUUCCAGCACUGCUUCUGCGUCACUCAGAUGAUGUAUGGACUGAUCUGGCUGACAGAUCUCAGGAACAAGUUAUCAAGAAUGGACCUGGUGAUCAUGUUGACCUCGGCUCUGUGCCACGACCUCGACCACCCCGGCUACAACAACGUCUACCAGAUCAAUGCUCAGACUGAUUUGGCUCUUCGCUACAACGACAUUUCACCUCUGGAGAACCAUCACUGUGCCGUCGCCUUCAGCAUCCUGUCAAAGCCAGAGUGCAACAUCCUGAAAAACCUGACCAGCGAGCAGUACAAACACAUCCGCGGAGGAAUGAUCAAAUGUAUUCUGGCCACUGACAUGGCGAGACACAACGAAAUCCUCAACAAGUUCAAAAUCAUGCAGCCGGUGUUCGACUUCAGAAACAAGGAGCACAAAGACGUGCUGAUGAAGAUCAUGGUGAAGGUGAGCGACAUCUCCAACGAGGCGAGGCCGAUGGCCGUGGCCGAGCCCUGGCUGGACUGUCUGCUGCAGGAGUUCUUCAACCAGAGUGACACAGAGAAACUCAAAGGGCUUCCAGUGACUCCGUUCAUGGAUCGAGACAAAGUGUCCAAACCGUCGUCUCAGACCAACUUCAUCCGGUUUGUUCUCCUGCCGCUCCUCACCGAGCUCACCAAGCUGUUCCCCUGUCUGGAGCAACACAUCCUGGAGCCGGUGCGAAGGGCUCUGGAGUAUUACUCUGACAUGGAGAGAGCCACCAAGGAGGAGGAGGGGGGGACGACCAAACCGUAAAGAGGAAGAGAGUCCGACACUUGUUAGGUUCAGAUCAUCAUCAUAUUCAGCAGCACCUUUUACAACUAGAUAUGAAUGUAUUGCAUCUGAAAACAUGUUUCUGCAUUAUAUGUGAAAUAUUAGAAGCAUUUUACAGUGUUCUUGUGUAGCGGGGGAAUCUCGCUGUGGAUGUCUGUAUGUUCAUCAUCAUCAGAUUCAUUAUCUGGCCUGAUAUCACGUUGUGUCAUGAGGUCAAACAGCUCCAUCGAGAGGACAGUUUGUUUACAUUUUCAAUAAAAGAGUGGGAUUAUAUUAAAGGAUUAAUCUGGUGUUUCUUCUUGUUGAAAUAUCCCCCAAAAAUUAAGCAAUUACAAGUGAUUGAUCUCCAGUAGAGCUCCGUUAUUGUCCAAAAACUAUUAAAAAC
Messenger RNA from Thunnus maccoyii (southern bluefin tuna), 2298 nucleotides. Its product is annotated as high affinity cGMP-specific 3',5'-cyclic phosphodiesterase 9A-like. The coding region runs from base 18 to 1895 and encodes 625 amino acids. The transcript is spliced from 15 exons. Gene Ontology annotation, biological process: cGMP catabolic process. The record is from RefSeq and is a predicted model, not a curated record. Gene Ontology annotation, molecular function: 3',5'-cyclic-GMP phosphodiesterase activity. NCBI's taxonomy places the organism in Eukaryota, Metazoa, Chordata, Actinopteri, Scombriformes, Scombridae.